Vespula pensylvanica (western yellowjacket) is the source of this 1779-nucleotide messenger RNA. RefSeq names its product retinol dehydrogenase 11-like. The coding region runs from base 455 to 1429 and encodes 324 amino acids. NCBI's taxonomy places the organism in Eukaryota, Metazoa, Arthropoda, Insecta, Hymenoptera, Vespidae. The record is from RefSeq and is a predicted model, not a curated record. The transcript is spliced from 5 exons.
UGGAUACGUAUAAAUAAUAAUAUACAUGUUUUCUCGAUUUUUUAAAUUACAUGAUAUUAUUUUUAUAGAAGAGAGAAUGUGAGAAUAGACCCUUGUCAUAAAUUUGAAUUGUAUCAAUGGUCAUUGAGGAGUGGUGAGAAGCAGUGAGAGAUGACAAUAUAAAAAGUUACAAUUUGUGUAUGCGGUAAAAAAAAUUCUUUUGAGAAAAUUAUUGUAUAGAGGAAUAGUUAAAAAAUUCCUUUAGUAUAUUUAUAUCAAAGUUUUACAUUUUUUGUUUUUGUUUAUAUUUACUUCGUUACUUCCAUAAAUUCUUCCGUAGAUGAAUAUACGUGUAGAAAAAAGUUAGGUUAAGCAAGAAAUAAUAAUUUAUAUAAAUAAUCGACAUCUUAUAAAAAUCUAUAUAUAAUAUGCUAACUGUGAUAAAAUUGAUUUAAUAAAUUUUUUAACAACAAAUAUGGUAUCGUCGUGGUGUUAUUUUGUUUUGCCUGUUGUGUUAUUAAUUGGAUUUCUUCGAAAAUGUCGUGAAUGUACUUGGGGAAGAUGUAAAAAUACAAGUAGCUUACAAGGUCGAGUUUUUAUUGUAACAGGAGCUAAUUCUGGUAUUGGUAAAGAAACAGUCAAAGAAUUAGCAAAACGAAAAGCUACUGUCAUUAUGGCUUGUCGAAAUAUGCAAAAUGCCAAAAACGUUAUUUCUGAAAUUCGUCAUCAAACUCCUAACGGCGAAUUGAUUCCAAUGGAAUUAGAUCUGGCAUCGCUUUCAUCUAUCAGAGAAUUUGCAGCUCAAGUAUUAAAGAAUUUUCCUGAAAUUCAUGUAUUGAUUAAUAAUGCUGGCGUAUAUACACCACUCAAGGAUCAUGCAAUUACUGAAGAUGGAUUUGAAAUUCACUUUGGUGUCAAUCAUCUUGGACAUUUUUUAUUAACCAAUUUACUUAUAGAGCGUCUUAAAGAAAAUGCACCUAGCAGAGUUGUUAUUGUAACUUCUAAACUCUUAGAAUCAGGAGUUAUUGACUUUUCAAAUUUAAAUGGUGAAAAAGGUGUAACGACUAAAGGACGUAUGAAUCCGGGCUAUUGUAACUCGAAAUUAGCAAAUGCAUAUUUUGGCAUGGAACUUGCAAAGAGAAUGAAAGAUUACAAUGUGAAUGUUUAUAUGGUUUGUCCUGGAUUUGCUUAUACAGGAUUGUUUAGAAAUGUCAAACGUAGUCGAUUUCAUUAUAUCUUAUUCUCGCCAAUUGCUUUAUUAUUUCUAAGAACUGCAAACCAGGGUGCACAGACUGUGCUACAUUGUGCCAUUGAACCUUCCUUAGCCGAUGAAAGUGGACAUAUUUAUCGAAAUUGUGAGCUCUACGUUUCUGAAAAGGAAUUAGAUCCUGAAGUAGCAUUGCAAUUAUGGGAAGUAAGUGAAAAACUGACAGCUGCCAAAGAGACUUAAAGGCAAAAUAAAUGAUUCAUCUGAUUCGCAUUAUUUUACUAAACGAUUUGGGCAUUCAAAGUUUAUUUUUGUACAUAAAUUAGUACUGUAAUAGAUAUAGUGGUAUGUAUUUUUAUUACCACUAUUCUUUUAAAAAAUGUUUAUUUAUAAUUUGAUGAAUUUUUGCAUUAUUGCUGCAUUUGUUAAUAUGCAUGAGAUAUACAUGAUAAUAUCAACAGAAUAUUAUAAUACUCUGUAUGAUAUAGCCAAUUAAACUUAAGUUGAAAAACAAAUAGAAUGUUACAAAUAAAAGUCUUCAACAACAAUAAUAAUAAUAAUGAUAAUAAUAAUAAUAAUAAUAAUAAUAAUAA